CCCUAUGACCCCAAAAUUCUCUCAACAGGUAACCUGGUUUACAUGUAGCUGCUGGCGGCUACAUAGUGGCGCCUGAACGUGGGAAGACCUGGCACGAGAGAAUUUCUUGAGGUAGCCCUAUCCAGCGAAGCUUCGCAGAAAAAGGUGAAAAUUAAUGGUGUCCGCACGGUGUAGUCUUUCUUAUGGAAAAAUACCAGUUCAUUUCAUGAUGGCAUUUGCACCUCCAAAAAGCAUCCAUGGCCCAAAAAUGCAGACAAAGAUGAGUACCUGGACACCUCUAAACCAUCAACUUCUGAAUGACCAGGUGUUUGAAGAACGAAGAGCUCUGCUUGGAAAAUGGUUUGACAAGUGGACAGACUCUCAAAGGAGAAGAAUUCUUGCAGGCCUGCUAGAGCGCUGCUCCCUGUCCCAGCAGAAGUUCUGUUGUCGAAAACUGCAGGAAAAAAUUCCAGCAGAGGCCCUGGAUUUUACUACCAAGCUUCCGAGGGUGUUAUCUGUCUAUAUCUUUUCCUUCCUGGAUCCCCGGAGCCUUUGCCGUUGUGCACAGGUGAGCUGGUACUGGAAGAGCUUGGCUGAGCUGGACCAGCUCUGGGUACUCAAGUGCCUGCGUUUCAACUGGUACAUCAGCUUCUCGCCAACACCCUUUGAGCAGGGCGUCUGGAAAAAGCACUACAUUCAGAUGGUGAGAGAACUUCACAUCACCAAGCCCAAGACACCUCCAAAGGAUGGAUUCAUAAUUGCCGAUGUUCAGCCAAUUCCUGGCAAUUCUCCAGAGGAGAAGCAGUCCCCUUCCUUAGCGUUUCGGUCCUCCUCCUCUUUAAGAAAGAAGAAUAACCCCGGGGAGAAAGAGCUUCCACCAUGGCGAUCGUCAGAUAAGCAUCCCACUGACAUCAUCCGCUUUAAUUAUCUAGACAACUGUGACCCUGAGCCCUUCAGAAGAAGAAAAAGAAGCGAAGUGACCCCAGACUUCAAGCGGCAGCUGCGAGAUAAGAAAAAUAAGCUUCAAGACAGAGCCAGGCUCAGGAAAGCACAGUCAUUGGUGUCCCUGAGUUCCCUUCCAGAGGUUCCAGUUCGUCUCGCCUGGCCUCUGCACCUGCUGGUGGCUCCCUCAGAUCCUGAAGCAGCGCCUAAAGCUUUUGUGGAGCACCCUCAGAAACACGCUGGACUUCAGUCACCCUCUCUGAGGCUCCAGAGUCAACGCUGAUUAAAAGGUGGAAAGGACUGUUCUAGAAACGACACGGUGUUCUUCACGGCUGAGAGCUGGAUUCUAGCGAGUCCACCCAUUAAACGCU
Molecule: messenger RNA, 1292 nt
Organism: Apodemus sylvaticus (European woodmouse)
Lineage: Eukaryota; Metazoa; Chordata; Mammalia; Rodentia; Muridae
Gene: Fbxo16
Product: F-box protein 16
Exons: 8
Coding region: 155-1204 (349 amino acids)
Molecular function (GO): protein binding
Source: RefSeq, a predicted model, not a curated record